Messenger RNA from Dioscorea cayenensis subsp. rotundata (Guinea yam), 1221 nucleotides. RefSeq lists its product as uncharacterized. The transcript has 6 exons. Bases 1 to 1221 code for a protein of 406 amino acids. The record is from RefSeq and is a predicted model, not a curated record. Lineage: Eukaryota; Viridiplantae; Streptophyta; Magnoliopsida; Dioscoreales; Dioscoreaceae.
AUGGAUUCAAGUGCAGCUAUUUUUAGAGUCAUAAUUACUUGUUGUUUAAGUGAGACAAUCGAUGAAAUAUGUGGCUCUAGUGCACAAAAUGUUGCUGGUGCGGUGGACAUUCAGACGGAGCAUCCUGAAGAGUGGAACGAGACAGCCAAUAACAACAACAAUACUGGUACUGAGAAUGUGGUUCACAUGGUUAUAGAUAAUGCAGCAAAUUAUGUAGCAGCAGGAAGGUUAUUAGAACAAGAAUUUGCAACACUUUAUUGGUCUCCUUGUGCAGUUCAUUGCAUAAAUUUGAUGUUGCAAGAUAUUGGAAAGUUGGAUGAACAUACAAAUGGGAAAGAAAUACUUCAUCCUGCACCAACUCGUUUUGCAACCAACUUUAUUGCCUUACAAAGUAUUUUGUCACAAAAAGAUGCGAUUCAAGCUAUGGUGACGUCAAAAGAGUGGACUACAUUAGCAUAUGCCAAGGAAAGAGCUAAAAAAAAAUUUGUUGAUCAUGUUUUGGAUUCUAGUUUUUGGAAAGAAUGUGUUGUGAUUGUCAAAGUCACUGAGCCUCUCGUGCGUGUUUUGCGUAUAGUUGAUGGUGAUGAUAGACUUGCUAUGGGUUUCAUAUACGAGGCUAUUAACAAAGCUAGAGAAGAAAUGCGUAAAAGAUUUCAAAGUAGGAAGAAAAGGGUUGAGCCUCAUUUGAAGAUUGUUGAUUCUCGAUGGGAUAGGCAAUUACACAAAAAUCUUCAUGCUGUUGGUUAUUGGUUGAAUCCAAGAUUCCAGUACAACAACCAAGAGAUGGAAAACCACAAGCAUACUAUAUCUGGACUUUUAGAUGUCAUUGAAAGAUAUUCUAAUGAAAAUCUUGAUUUGAGAUCUAUGUUGACAAGUGAGAUGAAGUUUUUUAGAAAAGCUCAGGGAGACUUUGGACGAAGGAAUCAUUUGAAAGGUCGCAAUUUUGAUCCUCUUAAUUUUGAAGACUUCGAUGAAAUUGGAGAUUGGGUGCUUGAAGAAGAGCCUAAUAUUUUAUCAAGCUCUGAAUUAAAGGAUUUCUCUCAACAUCUUGCUUCUUGUGAUAUUAACAUUCAAGAUAAUGAUGAUUUGAAUAUGGAUGCAAUUUUUAAUGAUGAUGAUGAUGAUGAUGAUGAUGAUGAUGAGAGUCAUGAGACAAAUGGCAUUGAAGCAAAUCUUGGAACCAAUUCUAUUUCUCCUUUUCCUUGGCCACCGAUGGAUUGA